This is a messenger RNA of Anthonomus grandis grandis, 1262 nucleotides long. Its product is annotated as ras-like GTP-binding protein RhoL. Bases 481 to 1029 code for a protein of 182 amino acids. Gene Ontology annotation, molecular function: GTPase activity; GTP binding. The transcript has 5 exons. Gene Ontology annotation, biological process: small GTPase-mediated signal transduction. NCBI's taxonomy places the organism in Eukaryota, Metazoa, Arthropoda, Insecta, Coleoptera, Curculionidae. The record is from RefSeq and is a predicted model, not a curated record.
CGCGACCAGUCAAGUAUGUUUCCAUUUAAAGGCAACAAUACGAAAUGUAUAAUAAUAAUAUUAAAAUAACGAAAAAGUCCUGCUGCGUGUCCCGGUCGUUUCCCGUCAGUAAAAUUUUUAUUAGUUAAUUUAAGUUAAACGCGAAAUUACAACGUGAUGUAAUGAAAUUAUCCCGACGCCUCCGUUUUAGUUUAUUAACCCAAAACAUAGCAAACCAACCACGUUGAUGAUGUUCUUGAUGAUGUUGAUACGGCGUUCGACCGGAAGAAAACAAUGAUUUGAAUAGUGAAGUUGGUGCGAGCCGAUAAGGAGCGAAGAUAAGCGAGACUGAUAAGAAAAUUUUCUGCCAUCGUCAUAUUAUCGUCAUCGUCAAACAAUAAAUUAUUCGAUUUUAGUGUUUAAUGUGUUCUCGUGUUUCAUAAAGAAAGUGUCUCCCCGAUAAUUAAAUUCUUUUAUCGGUUGAACAUUUUUUUUUGCAGGAUGUCUUUGAAGAUAACGGCUGUUGGAGAUGGUGUAGUCGGCAAAACAUGCCUGCUAACAACUUAUGUUAAAGGAGAAUUCCCUGCCGAAUACGUUCCAACUGUUUUUGAACAUUACGGUCAAAAAAUCCAAGUGGACGGUGUGGAGUACGAUAUGACCCUAUGGGACACCGCCGGCCAAGAGGAUUACGAGAGGCUAAGACCCUUAGCUUAUCCAAACACCAACUGUUUUCUAAUCUGCUUUAGCGUGGAUCGAAACAGCGCGUCUUAUGAUAACGUGACGAUAAAAUGGGCACCUGAGUUACGACAUUUUUGUCCCAAUACUCCAAUAGUAUUAGUAGCAACCAAAACCGACCUAAGAGAGGACCCCAGUAUUAAAUGCUUCACCCCAGCUGACGGUAAAAAACUGAAAAGGCGAAUCAAAGCGCAAAGUUACAAAGAAUGUUCCGCCUUGAGGAGCGAAGGUCUGCAGGAAAUCAUUGAGGAGGCCGUCAGAGUCGUACAGAGGUUCAAACAUAAAAAACAUCAACACGCUUGUACGAUAUUAUAGAAGAUAUUUGAUAUUAUUCGAUUGUAUUGUUGUACUUAUUUAUAAGGAGUACCUACCCACGCAAAAGUAUUGUAAAUAGUAUUUGUAAAAGUUUAUAUGACGUGUUCUUUAGUAUUUAUUACUUUUUUUUAAUUAUUGUUUUCUUGAUGCUUAUCCAGUGGUCUUCAACUAUUAUUGUUUUUGGUGUCGACAAUGGCAUAAUUUAUAUGAUUAUUAAAUUUAUAUUAAAUGAA